Molecule: messenger RNA, 783 nt
Organism: Cladophialophora psammophila CBS 110553
Lineage: Eukaryota; Fungi; Ascomycota; Eurotiomycetes; Chaetothyriales; Herpotrichiellaceae
Exons: 3
Coding region: 1-783 (260 amino acids)
Source: RefSeq, a predicted model, not a curated record
AUGGCUGCUCUCAGACUGCCCAGUAAUUGGCAAAACAGAUUCACGAAUGUCGAUGUCGGCACCAUGAUUCCUUGCAUCGCCUGCAACGUCCAAUGUUUCAGAGCACGGUUCUCUCAAAAUCAGCUGACGAAAUAUCAAGAAGCACUUGCAAGAGAGAUGCGAGGUGGCCCCAAAGCCGAGCUUCCCCGUUGCAGAAACUGUACGCCAGAGGCCACUGCAGAAUUGUAUUGCACCGGCUGUCGAGUGACUAAGGAUCUGAGCUUCUUUUCCAAGCAACAGCGAAAGAAGCCCGAUGAUGCGAAAUGCUUGAACUGCCAGCAGGAGGUUGAAGAUCGUGUGCCUUCCCUCGAGGCCGCUUUGGAAGAGGAACGCAUCAGAGAUGACGAGAUUCGUGGCAAGCAUCUCUCUGGCUCGGUUAUGUCGAGCAUUGCUGGCUCCGUCAUCAGCUCCCGCUCCCAGUCGCAAGUACAAUCAGCCAGCGCGAGCGGGAUCUACAUAGUCGGCGAUCGAGAUUCUGCAUGGGGAGGCGACGAAGGUUCUAUCCGCCCACCCUCGCCCACUGAGACUGAGCUUUCUAGCACCCGCAGCACAUCCAGCCGCGCCAAUUCCGGUUACGCCAAGUCGGUUUCGAAGAACAGCUUCGCAAAAUCCCCUGCAUAUGUCGCACCAGCAAAAGCACGCGUCAUGAACCAGCUAGAGCGUGAAGAGAGGCAGAGGCAAGAGGUACAGAUGGGCAGCAGACAUGGUGACUCUGAUGAUGAUGAUGGCGAGUGGGAAUUGUGA